UGUGCGUGUGUGUGCGUGUGUGCGUGUGUGUGCGUGUGUGUGUGCGCGCGCGUGCAUGCAUGUGUAGUAAAAAAUGGUCAGUUCUUGUCUCCCACUUCUAACAUCCUUCUUAACACACUAAACCUUCAUUUUUCACUUGAAUAUGGUAGGCUUUAUUCCUUCCUUGGUUAGUUGGCAGAUUUCACCAGUGCAUGCUUAACAUAAUUUUAAUUUAUUUUUCAGAUUGAGGAUUUCAUAAGUAAAGGUGUUUUUAAAGUAAUUAAUGGCAAUGUAAAAUUAUUGAUUUUGUGUUCUCACACACAAAUGCAAAUGCCGGAUUUCUUCUUCGUUACAGAAUUAUUCCGUCAAUCAUAUCCAAGCACAGAAUCUCUGCCUACAACUGUGUCUUCCCGCUCCAAGGUUUCCACCCAGCCCUCAGACCUGGAGCCCACUUAUCCUCCCCUCCCUCCAUACCCUCCCCCACCUCCUUCAACUUCUCCACCGCCUUAUAGUUAUGUCACUCGUGACCAAUCCUUCGAUGGUGGGAGUGGGGGAUCAUACCAACAACGGGAUGGGGCCUCUUCCCCCUCCCAGCGUGACCGACCCCCACCAUACUCAUUUGCUCCACGUACCUUGCCCCAUGACAUGAAUAAACCCCAACCAGCCCCUAGACACCAGUUCUUUAAGGCAGAGAGUUUGACGCUUGACCAUGGGGCCUCUGACCGAGACUACCUCAUGAUACGAGAGCGCGCAGACAGGG
Messenger RNA from Cherax quadricarinatus, 739 nucleotides. NCBI's taxonomy places the organism in Eukaryota, Metazoa, Arthropoda, Malacostraca, Decapoda, Parastacidae. The record is from RefSeq and is a predicted model, not a curated record.